AUGGGCUACCCAUGCAGCUUUGAGCCGUUCGUUUCGUACGAACCAUGGAAUGCAGAAGAAUACACUGAGCAAAAAGUACUGGCCAAGGCGAUUCAUGGCACUGUCCUACUGGCCGAACACCUACCUUCAAAGCAGCUCCGGGCUGUCAAGAAAAUUCCUAACAAAAACGUUUACAAACGAGGAUAUGGACAGCUUGAAAAUGCACUGGUAGAAAUUGGGGCCUCCCUCUACCUUUCCAGGCACUCAAUAGCCCCCGUGGACGGGAUCAUCAAGACAUACGGCGCCUAUCGCGACGAGACAGACACGUAUCUUGUUGCAGAAUAUGCUUCAGGAGGAGAGCUCUUCAACGAAGUGGCUCGGGUUGGGCACGUGCAGGAGGAGCACGCGCGGCGCAUUGGCCUGCAGUUGCUCCUUGGAGUCAAAUCGCUUCAUGAUAAUGGAGUGUGUCACAGAGACUUGUCUCUGGAGAACACUUUGCUCCAUUCGGAUGGAUCUAUACGGAUCAUUGACUUCGGUCAAGCAGAACCUUUGUUCGACGAGACAGGCAAAGAAAAAAGCUUAAUCAACGCUGCGGGUAAAAUGUAUUACCGCGCCCCUGAGAUGUACUCAGGCAGCUACCGUGGUUCAGCCGUAGACAUAUUCGCUGUGGGAGUCAUGAUGUUCAUUCUUGUAUUUGGAACUCCUCCGUGGCUUCAAGCUACUGCCUUGGACGACAGAUACGUCUUCAUUCAGACUUUUCAAAACGGGUUCGAGCGCCUGCUUGUUCGGUGGAAGAGGCAGCACUACGCAUCCAAGGAAUUGCGGGAACUGAUUCGGUCGAUGAUUCUCGCAGAUCCCCUCCAGCGGCCGACGGCAGACGUAGCCUUAGCUCAUUCAUGUUUUGUCAAUGCAGAUCCUUGUCGGGAUACUGCAUUGCAGCUAUCAUUUUUGAGAAAUCGCAUGCAACAGCACCGUUCGGGUCAGAUGGCUCUACACAAAAGAUUCGGCCAGAUUUCCGCAAGAAAUAAAGCCGAUCCGAGUACUCUGAUUAGAGGUGGUCUUAUCGAGCCGAAAGAGCAGCAAUCAAGUCGGGAUGCGAAUGUCGUAGGCUCGACAGACACGUCGGGGUGUGAAUCCCAAUCGGAGCCUGUUGUAGUCACAUUUUCCACUAACUGUCCAGAGAAUGGCACGAAGAACUCUAGCUGUUCCCCUGCCGUUCCAAAGAAAGCUGCAGUCCCUCAAAAUUCCUUUCUUGUUGUUCCUCAACGGACUCAGCCGAAUGCAGCCUCGACACCAGCGGCGGAUCUUGCUGUCGCGACUGCCGAGACAUCCGACCAACGUAGUGUUUCUGCCACGCCCGCGUCGCAGAAGCUACGUGCUCUCUCUCAACUUGCGAGUAGACUAGCCGGACUCAGAUUUCGCAAACCUAGUCAGCCCCAUGCAACUGGAAGUAGAGGGCCGUUGAAACGUCAUUUAAGUGACAUCGGGAGAGGCGAUGAACCCAAAAACGCUUAA
Messenger RNA from Neospora caninum, 1494 nucleotides. Its product is annotated as putative protein kinase. Gene Ontology annotation, molecular function: ATP binding; protein kinase activity. NCBI's taxonomy places the organism in Eukaryota, Apicomplexa, Conoidasida, Eucoccidiorida, Sarcocystidae. The transcript has 8 exons. The coding region runs from base 1 to 1494 and encodes 497 amino acids. The record is from RefSeq and is a predicted model, not a curated record. Gene Ontology annotation, biological process: protein phosphorylation.